Molecule: messenger RNA, 1462 nt
Organism: Chaetura pelagica (chimney swift)
Lineage: Eukaryota; Metazoa; Chordata; Aves; Apodiformes; Apodidae
Gene: KCNS3
Product: potassium voltage-gated channel, delayed-rectifier, subfamily S, member 3
Exons: 2
Coding region: 47-1462 (471 amino acids)
Biological process (GO): protein homooligomerization; potassium ion transmembrane transport
Cellular component (GO): voltage-gated potassium channel complex; membrane
Molecular function (GO): protein binding; voltage-gated potassium channel activity
Source: RefSeq, a predicted model, not a curated record
CCAUGUAAUCUCGUUGGGCACCAGCAGUGAAAUCCUUCUGUCCAAAAUGGUUUAUGGUGAAUUUUUCCGCAGACCUGGCAAAGAUGCAGAACUUAUCCAUUUGAACGUGGGUGGUUUUAAGCAGUCAGUGGAUCAAAGCACCUUGCUCAGAUUUCCUCACACCAGGCUUGGGAGGCUCCUCAAAUGCCAUUCAGAAGAGGCCAUUCUAGAGCUGUGUGAUGACUACAGUGUUGCAGACAAGGAAUAUUACUUUGACAGGAACCCUUCCUUGUUCCGAUACGUCCUGAAUUUUUACUACACGGGCAAACUUCAUGUCAUGGAAGAACUUUGUGUCUUCUCCUUCUGCCAGGAAAUAGAGUACUGGGGGAUAAACUGGGAUCAGAAGAGCAAUGACAGAAGCAUAGACUCCUCUAACGAAGAGUCAUCCGUAUUUGAUAAAGAGCUGGAAAAGUUUGACAAUCUGUGUUUUGGUGAAAUAAGAAGGAAGAUCUGGGUCAGAAUGGAAAAUCCUGCACACUGCUUGUCUGCCAAGCUAAUUGCCGUGUCAUCCCUGAGUGUUGUCUUGGCAUCCAUCGUGGCCAUGUGCAUUCACAGCAUGCCAGAGUUCCAGAGGCUGGAUGCCAAUGACAGGGAGAUUGAAGACCCUGUGCUGGAAGCUGUGGAGAUUACGUGCAUCAUCUGGUUCACUGCUGAGUUAGUGAUCAGGCUUAUCGCUGCUCCCAGUCAGAAGAAGUUCUGGAAGAAACCACUGAAUAUUAUUGACUUUGUCUCCAUCAUCCCAUUUUACGCCACCUUGGCCGUGGACACCAAGGAAGAGGAAAGUGAAGAUCUUGAAAACAUGGGGAAAGUUGUUCAGAUCCUGCGGUUAAUGAGGAUAUUUCGCAUCCUGAAACUGGCCAGGCACUCCGUGGGGCUGAGGUCUCUAGGUGCCACUUUGAGACACAGCUAUCAGGAAGUUGGGCUCCUGCUUUUGUUCUUGUCCGUGGGGAUUUCUAUUUUUUCAGUGCUUGUCUACUCAGUGGAGAAAGAUGAUGACUCGUCAGAGCUGCACAGCAUCCCCAUUUGCUGGUGGUGGGCAACCAUCAGCAUGACCACUGUUGGUUAUGGGGACACUUACCCAGUCACACUUGCUGGGAAGCUGCUCGGCACCCUGUGCAUUAUCUGUGGGAUACUUGUGGUAGCACUUCCAAUCACCAUUAUUUUCAAUAAGUUUUCAAAGUACUAUCAAAAACAGAAAGAUAUUGAUACAGACCAAGGCAACAACGAUCACAAAGAGAAAUGUAACGACCUACCUUACUUUAACAUUAGAGACAUCUAUGCAAAAAAGAUGCACUCCUUCAUCUCUAGCCUUUCUUCAGUAGGAAUUGUGGUCAGCGAGCAAGACUCAACAGAUGCCUCCAGCAUCCAAGAGAUGGAGGAUGUUUAUAACACAACAUCUUUAGAAAAUGGUACAGGAAAAUGA